Gambusia affinis (western mosquitofish) is the source of this 3672-nucleotide messenger RNA. RefSeq names its product S-adenosylhomocysteine hydrolase-like protein 1. Gene Ontology annotation, biological process: L-methionine cycle. Gene Ontology annotation, cellular component: cytosol. NCBI's taxonomy places the organism in Eukaryota, Metazoa, Chordata, Actinopteri, Cyprinodontiformes, Poeciliidae. The coding region runs from base 31 to 1245 and encodes 404 amino acids. The transcript has 15 exons. The record is from RefSeq and is a predicted model, not a curated record.
UGUCAGUCAGUCGUCCGUUUAUGUCAAGACAUGUCUGCCCUGAUCUCUCUGAGGAAGAGAGCCCAGGGGGAGAAGCCCCUGGCCGGGGCGAAGAUAGUGGGCUGCACCCAUAUCACUGCUCAGACAGCCGUCCUGAUUGAAACUCUGGUGGCCCUCGGGGCCCAGUGCCGCUGGACUGCCUGUAACAUCUACUCCACUCAGAACGAGGUGGCCGCUGCUCUCGCUGAAAUUGGUGUAUCUGUGUUUGCGUGGAAAGGUGAAUCAGAGGACGACUUCUGGUGGUGCAUCGAUCGCUGUGUCAACAGGGACGGCUGGCAGGCCAAUAUGAUCUUGGACGAUGGUGGAGAUUUGACUCACUGGGUUUACAAGAAGUAUCCCAGCGUGUUCAAGAAGGUCCGAGGAAUCGUGGAGGAGAGCGUCACUGGUGUUCACAGAUUGUAUCAGUUGUCUAAGGCGGGCAAGCUGUGCGUCCCUGCGAUGAAUGUGAACGACUCGGUUACGAAGCAGAAGUUUGACAACCUCUACUGCUGCCGCGAAUCUAUUCUGGAUGGCUUGAAAAGGACCACGGACAUAAUGUUUGGAGGCAAACAAGUGGUUGUGUGUGGUUAUGGGGAGGUGGGAAAAGGCUGCUGCACUGCUCUUAAAGCCCUUGGCGCCAUUGUGUGCAUCACAGAGAUUGACCCCAUCUGUGCUCUGCAGGCAUGUAUGGACGGAUUUCGAGUGGUCAAGCUGAGCGAGGUCAUCCGGCAGAUGGACGUGGUGAUAACUUGCACUGGAAACAAGAACGUUGUUUCCAGAGAGCAUCUUGACCGAAUGAAAAAUGGCUGCAUUGUCUGCAAUAUGGGACAUUCCAAUACAGAGAUCGAUGUGGCGAGUCUACGCAGCCCCGAGCUGACCUGGGAGAGGGUUCGCUCUCAGGUCGACCACAUCAUCUGGCCAGAUGGGAAAAGGGUUAUUGUGCUGGCAGAGGGUCGUCUUUUAAACCUGAGCUGUUCUACAGUGCCUACAUUCGUGUUGUCCAUCACUGCUACUACUCAGGCUCUAGCCUUGAUUGAGCUGUACAACGCUCCAGAAGGACGAUACAAACAAGAUGUGUAUCUUCUGCCCAAGAAAAUGGAUGAGUACGUGGCCAGUUUGCACUUGCCCAACUUUGAUGCCCACCUGACAGAGCUGUCCGAUGAGCAGGCUAAGUACAUGGGGCUGAACAAGAACGGCCCGUUUAAGCCAAAUUAUUACAGGUACUAAUAAAGAUGUCUGCUACUCAGUGAAACGUUGCCCUGGGAUGAACAGAGAUAUCUAUUUUAUUUUCUAAACUACUGCAAAACGGAGGAAUUAUUUUACUUAUGCUGAAUGUAACUUAUUAAUAGCACCUUAGGAGUAGAUCUAAAUAUUUCAGGAUAAGACAUAUAGAGAACUUAUAAUAUAUAAUGAACUAACAUGGGUCUGUCUUGUGUUCAGAGAGCAUCCUACUUGCAUGCAUUGAUGUUUUUGUGUUUUUAGUUGUUAAUGAGUUUUUGUUUCCUGAUCACGCAGCUGUCGAUUUGUUCGUUUACUCUAUUUAACGCGCAGUGCCAAACGAUGGCCGUUUCUGUUUCGUUUGUCAGUGGUGUGGAGAAUUUAUGGGCACAUUCUUUGAACCAGAGUUUAAGCUGAGCCAAAGCAAGCUCUGUGAUGGUAUGCACAUUAUCUUAGUCGUUUUGUAUGCAUGAAAGCGUUUUUUAAUGCUGCCUGCACAUACGGCCUACAACGUAACAUCAACUAGAUCAUGAAGAAUAAAAAAAUAUGUCUAUAUGCAUUUUUUUGUAACAAUACAACCAAAAGCUUCAAUAUUUUUUGGGCGGGGAUUUUUUUUGACAGCGUUACAAGGUAGUUGAAGAAUACAGGAUUUUCCAAAUGUAUACAAAUAAAAAUCUGAAGAGUCUUACGUCCAGCAGUUUUCUUCUCCCCUGAGUCAAAGCUUUGUAUAACCACCUCCCACUCAGGUGAGAGCUGCACGUCUUUAGAGACUAACGUUUUAUCCGUUCCUCUUUGCAAAAUAGUUCAAACUUAUUCAGAUUGGAUGGAGGCCUUUGGUUCAGAUUUCAUUGUAGCUCUGGUUGUUUAGGCUGAAAGGUAAACCUCCACCCCUGUCUCAAACUUGCUGCCUCUGGUUUCCUUUCUGGACUCCUAUAUUAACUCUGACAACUUUCCAAUAAUUCCUGCUGAAGAAAAACAUCCCCCUUGGAUUAUGCUGCCACCACCAUGUUACACAGUGAGGCUGUGGAAAAGUGUGCACUUUUCCACUACAAAGUACAAAACUGUUAGCUAAAAUUGUUUUACUUUUGUGUCAUCUGACCAGAACACUUUCUUCCACGUAUUUACUAAAUUAUCUAUGCGGCUUGUGGUAAACGUUCUUGCCUUUGCUCUUGACACUCAUCCACAAUCCUUUUUGUAGAGUUCACAGCUGGUAGUAGUGCUGUCAACAGAUUCUCCAGCCUGAGCUGUUGCUCUCUGCAGCUCCUCCAGAGUAACCUCUUGUUCUGCUUCUCUGACUAAUGAAUCAUUUUUCCAUUUUCAGAUUUAUUUACAUAGGGCCGUUGUGGUAAAAGGGGCCAAAUAUAAGUGCUUGACUCACUUUCAGAUUUUUAUUUGCAAAACAAACAGGAAAAAAAAUUUAAACCAUUAAUUGUUUUUUUUCUCACUCCACAAAUAUGCUGCUGUGUGUUGCUUUAUCAAAUAAAAUCCCUUGAAGUUUCUGGUUGAAACGUAAAAAAAGGUGAAAAAGCUUAAAGGAUGUGAAUACAUUUUAUGAUUAAAAUAAGUUUAUUUAACAAAAGAAAACAAUUAGUUUUGACACAGUAUGUGUUAAAAAUAAAGGCUUUACAUAUUCCUGAAGGGAACUUGGGAAAAACCUGAAGAGUAAAGCCACAAGAGUUCUCUCAAUAAAUGACUCCCCUCAUUUAUUUCCAACUUUCCAUUUGCUCUGAUGCAUUCCAGUCCUGAUCUCCGUCACUCUAAAAACCUUUUGCCUGAAUGAUGCCUUUUAAGGCCAUGGUAUGAAUGUGCCUUUUAUGAUUUUUUAUAAUCCUGUAUUCAAAGAGGUUGGGACACUGUUUCAAAUGGAAGAAAACUACACAAUUCUUUCCCUCUCCAGAAAGAGAGAUUUUGAUCUUUCCGGUUAAGAAUUAUUGUUUUGAUCGGAACAAAUAAAAGAUUAAUGGACAUUUCUGUCUGUGAGAAUCAAAUGCUAGCAGCAGAGAAACCUAAUUUGAACAGUUUCAUUUUAUUUCCAUUAAAACUUUAGAUCCAAAGUUUUAAUGGGUUUGAGUAUCUGCACUAUUUGCUCCAGUUUGGAAAUCCCAUAAGUGUCCGAACUUGUUUUGAAACAGGUUUUCUAAACCAACCAUCAGCGCUGACCUUAAUUUAGCGAAUCAUCAUUCCUUUUUUAACAAAACCUAUUUAAACGUAACGUCUUCCUUUCACUGCUUAUGGUAUUAAUUGUAACUUUAACUUAUGAGAUGUAUUUUAAGAAAAAUAAUGAACUUUACGUCUGGCAUAUGAUUGUCACUGUCUUAAUUUGAUUCAACUGUGUCACCUUAAUUAACAUUUUACGUGAUUAAAAUAACAUUAAGUGUGUAUUAUGUAUGUAAAUUCAUGCAUUAAAUCAGCAAUAAAGCAGAGCUUUUUAACUGA